This is a messenger RNA of Drosophila busckii, 2099 nucleotides long. RefSeq lists its product as uncharacterized. The coding region runs from base 486 to 1976 and encodes 496 amino acids. The transcript has 3 exons. Gene Ontology annotation, molecular function: DNA binding. The record is from RefSeq and is a predicted model, not a curated record. NCBI's taxonomy places the organism in Eukaryota, Metazoa, Arthropoda, Insecta, Diptera, Drosophilidae.
GUUAAUUUGUGCCGCUCUCAGUGCGCAAACGCAGUUGCGCUCACGGGUUCAGAAACAACAACAACAACAAUAGCAGCAGCACACAAACUGCUGGUGGCUGGCUGGCGGGUGGUGGGCCUGCUAUUUUUAGUUGAAAAAUCCAAAAGCAAACGAACGCACACACACGUGAGCAGCAGCGCAGCAACUACGACGAGUACGUUGUAAUAGAUUUAACAAAAUAAAUUGUACGACAGAGCAGCAACAGUAAAAGUAAAUUGCAAACUAAAACAAAGUGCAUAACAACAAAUGCAAUAAAACAAAGUACUAUUUAGUUAAAAGCUAAAGCAAGCGGCGGCAUAAAGCGAAGGCAAGAAAAACGUCAAGUAGGAACAAAAACAUUGCUGCGCAAAAUCGUAGCCAACGCAUGAAAGAGAACGAAAACAGAAACAGGGCGGACAGAAGACACAGGUGCAUUUGCUGACAGGCUAGAAAAUUUAUAUUGAAAGAUGCGUGUGCGUGACAAGCGUAAGCAGCAGCGCGAGCUUAAGACUAAGCAUGCAGAUAAAACAAAAAGCAGCACCUCAGACGCCGACGCAAAGCAAACGCCCCCUUCCAAAGCUAAAACGACAAGUCUGCCCGCUGCCGAGAAGGUGGCGUUCGAUAAUCGCAUCAAGCGCAAAAAUGUGCUCGCUCUCAAUGAGAAGGUGGCGGCGCUCAGAGAGUACGAUCGCCAGCCUGUCUAUAAGCAUGUGGGACGCAUUUUCAACUGCAGUCCCGAUCAGAUCAAGCGCAUUGUGCAGCAAAAGGAGGAAAUUCUACGCGCCUGGGAGCAACGCACGCGACGCUGUGCGGAUGCCAGAACGCAGGAGAUGAAAGUGGUGCGUGUAUCGAUGCUGGGCCAGGCUGUCUACGAUUGGAUACGCCGCAUGAUGUACUACAAGGACUUUAUCAUAUCCGAUGGUCUUAUACAGAAGAUGGCACUGCAAUUCAAGAGCUCGAUGGGCUUGAACAAGUUCUUUCCGCAUCAGGAAUGGUGCGACAAGUUUCGCCUCAUCUAUAACAUCAAAUGCAAUGAUACAAAGUUCUUGAAGAUUGGCUAUACACAAAGCUAUUCGGUGCAAAUCAAUGAUAUAGUUAAGGAUGUGCUGCAUGAAGAGGGCGCGAGCGCUGUGCAACAGGCGCAGCAGGAGGAGCAUGAGGAGCAGUUUAGCUUGGCCAGCAUUGAGGCGGAUGAGGAUGAGCCCGAUGUGGAUAUUGAUGGCGGCGGUGAAAGCAGCGAUGAGGAGGAUAUUAAGCCUAAUAUUAAAGAACUGAACUUGCAACGUGUGCUGCCACAGCUGGUGCGCUUGCCACAAGUGCCCACAGGCACUUCACAAAAGGUGCUGCUAGCCACUCCCAUACUGCCGCCUGGUGCGGCACAAACCAUGACAAUCAUACCGCUGGCUACAUUAGCUCAAAGCAUCAAGCCAACAUCGGCGCUGCAAAAGUCCAGCAUGCCGCCCCCCAAAGUGGACAUAAAAACUGAAAUUAAAACAGAGCCAGAAGCAGAAACAGUACCAGAGCCCGAGCCCGAGCCAGAGCCAGAGCCUGAGCAGGAGCCCGAAGUUUGCAUUAAGCAGGAGCUGGAUAGCGAUACGGAGCUUAUGGAUGAGGAGGAUGACUGCAAUGGCGGACGCUCCAGUGUGCGUUCGCUUGCGGAAAUACUGGCCGUCGAGGAUGAGCAGCAGUAUAUACAACAAAUGCGUCAACGCAAACGUAGUCCAAGCCCAGAAUUGCCAACGCUGUCGCCGCUAAGCAAAGCGCCCUGCUCUUCCGUUGCCAUCAAGCGUGCCAGGCCCAUUAAUGAUGAUAACAAUAAUGGUGACACCAUAAGCUGUGCCGAGGCGCGCAAGUACCUGAAGCUGCUGGAGGAGUUCGCCUUGGCCAGGGAGAACUAUCGCCUCAUUGCAUUAAUAACGCGCGCUGACGAAGUCAUGCGAGAGCUGGCGGAUAAUUAGCUUAAGCUUACCAAACUCAAGUUGCAAUCAUUAGUUCAUAGCCUGUAUAUUAAUCUUAAUUUGUACUUUUACCAACCAAAAAUACAACCAAUUUGUAGCUUACACACACACAUAAACAAAUGC